Messenger RNA from Adineta steineri, 1242 nucleotides. The record is from the annotation of a GenBank genome assembly. Lineage: Eukaryota; Metazoa; Rotifera; Eurotatoria; Adinetida; Adinetidae.
AUGGGUAACAGCGGACUUACAGGUCAACCAGCGACAUUAAGUGAUGAAGAAAUCGCUGCACUUAAAGCUAGUACAAACCUUAGUGAAGAAGAAAUUCGAGAUAUGUUUAAUGAAUUUAACAAAGGAGGUGGAGCAGGUGAUGGAAAAAUAACUAAAGAAGAAUUUCAUAAAUAUUAUAAAAAAACUGUUGGAUCUGAUGAUGCAGAUGGAAUCUUUGCUGAUAAUACAUUUGCUGCAUUUGAUACUAAUCACGAUGGUUCAAUUAGUUUUAGUGAAUUUACUUUUGCUAUUUUGGCACAAAAUAAAACUGAUUUAGAUAGUAUACUAAGUUUCUCAUUCGCGUCAAUAGAUAUAUCGGGUGAUGGAAAUAUUAGUUUCGAUGAAUUGAAAGGUUAUUUGGAAAAAGCGGCAAUAUUGGCAAUAGGUAAAGAAGAAGCAGCAGAAAUCGAUUCAGAUGAAGUUGCUCUAAUUAAUUUUAUUGCUUUAACAGCGGAUCUACCAAUGCCUAUUCAAUUCUAUCGUACUAGCUUCGUUAAUCCAGCAACGGCAGCUUAUUGUACAUGGUGGACAUUCUUCGAAUACAGUUUAAAUUUAAUAAGCGAGCUUUUAAUGGCUGUCAUUUCUAUUCAACGACAUAUAUUUGUAUUUCAACCGCGUCUAUUUGAUCAUCGCUUAAAACGUUAUAUAAUAUACUACUUACCUCUGUUGUUUUGUGUAGUUUAUCCAUUCAUAUUUUAUCUGAUUAUUAUUGUGUUCUAUCCAUGCGAUGGCACUCAAUGGGUUUUUUCAUCGAAUUUAUGUGGCUAUGCAAAUUGUUAUCUUGUGUAUAAUAAGGUGUUAACUUCAUUUGCUUGGGCAAUGAAUAAUGGUCUGCCAAGUGUUACUAUUUUUCUAGCUAAUGCAAUGCUAGUGAUUCGAGUGGUUCAGCAGAAACGCCGUCGACAACGACUUAUCUCCUGGAAGAAACAAAGACAUAUGACAAUGCAGUUACUAGGUAUAUCUAGUCUCUACAUGAUUGCAUGGAUUCCGUGUCUUAUAGCUGGUGUUGGUCAGCGUAUAGUUUCUCCAAACUUCCUUCUUCAAAUUCAAUUCGAUUACUUUCUCGAUCUCAUAUAUAUUGUUUGUUUAUACUUGCCUUGGGCAUGUUACGGUUUUCUGCCUGAAUGUCAUAAAUGGUUUUACAAAGUAUUUCGUGUUGAACAAGUUACACGGAAUGUUAUUAGACCUACAGUACGAGACUAG